This is a messenger RNA of Amoebophrya sp. A120, 3962 nucleotides long. NCBI's taxonomy places the organism in Eukaryota, Dinophyceae, Syndiniales, Amoebophryaceae. The record is from the annotation of a GenBank genome assembly.
GUAGCCGUCGGCGUGCGGUGUCUGUGUGUGUUCUCCCCUGGUAGCUCCUCUCCCGGGUGGUGCCGCGCCUUCGCGGAUGGAAGACUGGUUGACCGUGUUCCACACUCCUACCUUCGCCUGCGUGUCCGACCGAUGUAUCCCAGCGGGUGGGUGUUGGCGAGCAACAUCCCUGACCAGUGGCAGUGUAGUCAAGAGUUGUUGUGGUGAUUCAGAAGCUCGGUUUGUUUGUCAGCGGCGUAUUGUUGAAGAUAGGGAUUGAUGUGACCACCAAACCCGGUCUCAUGACAACGCAGACACGCAAAUAAGCGCGAGCCUCAUGGGCCCAACACUGCUUCAGUAUCUUUGUUUUUAACCAAAGCGAGAAAUAAUGAGCUCCAGCGCCACACCGCUUGACGCCGACGCAAUCAAAGCGCGCAUCACGGGUUUCGGCGGUGGUUCGUCCUCCUCAACGGCGGCAAACAACGGCCAGCAAGACAGCAAUGACAAAACAGACCAACCUUCCGCUGACCAACAAGACAAACCUUCCUCCGGAGAAAAUCUCCCCAGUAGCUCGGAUGAGAGUAACUACGUGAAAGUCGAAUUUCCAUCAUUCACAGACGAUCCGGAUUUCCCAAAGAGCUUUCGAUCUACAGGCUCUACUGCAGAAAGAAGUAAUCCGACAGCUGGUCAUGGCGACACAACUACGGCAAGAAGUGCAAGCAACAGCGGGCCAGACAAUUCAUCCGACCAGUCGACGACGACAAAUCCACCCGCAGAUGGUGCUUCCGCGUCCACCAGCGCUGCGUCUUCGAAGAUCACCGAAACGGCCCAGCAAGUCCACGUUGCCAUCAGUGAAUACUCCAACAAAGUCGGGGCUUGGGUCGGCGACAUCUGGAGCUCGGUGUCCGAAACCAUUCAGAAGAAAACGACGGAAACGCUGCACGUAUCAAAUGCAAAAAUGUCUGGGUCUGGAAUGUUGCCGGGUUUGUCAUGCAUAUUUUGCAUGACCCAGGAUGUCUGUGAUGCACGCCCUAGCGUCACAGAUUUUUAGAGGGCAUACUGAUGACUACUCCGCACGACAAAUGCCCCCCCCGCGUAGCACAAACUAGACUCCUCUUGCUGGUCAUGCAAUACAGAUUUUUUUAGAGUCGAAAGCUAGCAUCACAAGUUCCAACCUUCCAGACCCAGACACUUUUGCAAUCCAUAGCGCGGGAAGGAAAGCAAAACUACAGACGCGGGUGGGGAAGUUGCAGAGGGAGGUGAAAGUAAGGAAGCUGGUGGCGGUUCAACAUCCGGCGUUGACAAAAGCGGAACAAAUGCAUCAUCAAAACCGGAAUCAAAGCAGCAAGUGGGUGUGCCCUGGUCGAAGGUAGUUACAACGACUGCGGAACCAAGUGGCGAAGAGGACAGUAGUGCUUCUCCAGACCAAUUGCUGGGGAAACGUAACAAGAGUGUGGACUUGCUGGGCGGGGCUGAAGAGGAAGAGGAAGCGGAAACUCUCGGGGGCAGUAAGGAGCAGGUAAGUACAAUGAUACCUGACAGAGUAACGAAGCCGAAACAUUCGUGCACGGCACAAUUUAUUAGAAUGCUUUAUGCAAAAAUUUUAGCACUAGCAAUGAUCAAAUCAGCUUUUGUAAAACAGAUCUUGCAUACCACGACAGGACCUACUCAAAAGUGCCCCCGCACGCACUCGUCCUGAGGUCGACCUAUUGUCGCUGCAGUCUCCGACGGAUGACGUGGUGCCGGAGCCCGCUAGUGGUCCACCUCUCACGGUGAAAAAAGAGCAGGCUUCUUCCGGAUCGGGGACUGUUCAAGGCAGUAGUUCCAGCUCUGCGUCUUCUUCCGCGGAAAAUAACGAAAAUGAGGACGACAAGUCGCCCAUGCCGUAUUUACCACCAGAAGACCAGGACUCAGGGGUAAAAGGCGAAGCAGUAGAUGUUUUUGAUGCACACGACGACCCCAACUACGCCAACCCGUCAACAUCAACCGCUUUCCAGCCCCCAUCCCGGACAUCCACCUCUCCCUCCCCUACGAAUAAAGAAAAGCAGGCGAAUCGCGAGGAAGAAGCGAAAAAAAUUGUGCAAAACUUGUUGGAAAUCAAAUCCCUCACGAGCAACAAACCGAGCAAUGCGGAGUUGAAGCAGUUUUGCGAACAGUGUGUGAAGCUGAAAUCGAAUUCCACGGUUGUAGCGGAGAUCAUUCAGAAUCUGUCGUUCUACAGCGGGGAUGACGACUGGCGGACGCGGCUGCGGUUGCUCUACGGCGUGAAGCAGUUGUUUUACGAGUCGAAGUCCAUUUUCAAGGCGGUGCUGCGAGAUGCAGAGCCAGUAAUCGAAGGUUUGGCGGAGAUGGACCAGACUAGGGAAAUUGCGAUGGAGGUAUUUUUUAACAACAAGGCUGCCGCGCAGUUUUGCGUGCUUGCAGUUGCAUCUGGGACUUAUUUUCACAAGGAAAAUCCGAUAUUUACUGUAGAGGUUGUUCUGAGAAAGACUUAGUCACUGAAUUCAAAACCUCUUUAUUUCAGGUUCUAAAUCUGAAGCGCGGUGUCCCACGCCCAUCCGCUGGCGAAGCAGGUGCGUCUGCUUCAGACGCAGGACCCACCACAAAAACCGUCACAACAACAAACCUCUUGGGCGGCGAGGAAAGCCCGAAGCCGCCUCCGAUGAAACUCGACGACUUUAUCGAGCCCAGUUUGAUCGAAUCGCUGCAACAACCGCCAAAAACGAAUCUUCUGCCUUCCUCACCAAGUGGCGUUGGUGUAGAAGACCUUUUCUCAACAGCAACUUCCACUUCGUCCGCCACAGGAACAACUACUGCAGAGAUGAGCAAAAUCAAAGUAAAAGUCCCGACGCCAACAAUCGAUUCGAAAGCAGCUGCUUCGAGUUCGUCAUCUUCGAAAAAUAACGCAAAAUCGACAGCAAAACCAACCAGAACGCAGAAGAUCGCAGCGCUGCAGGAGAAGAAAAGGAAUAGUACAGUGACGGUAAGUUCCGGGCACUCGCCGAACGAUUCGUCUGUUUCCCAAUCAGUGGAAGCGGAAAACGAUUUGCUGAGCCUCAUGUCUUCCCCCGGAGCAGCAGGUGGUGCGCAGUCAGGAGCAUCGCCCUUGUUGACCACGAUGAGCAACCCGCUUGCUGGCAAUGCGAUUCUCCGGUUACCGUCGCCGAACGAAAACUCCAAUGCCGUUUCUAGCAUCGCAAAUCCACUCCCAAACGCGGCGGGGGGUCCGUCGUCGCCUUUGCUGGGUCUGUCGUCGCCGGAAAUACAACCUAGGGGAACUGUGGAUGGGGCGUUUGGAGCGAUCGGGGGUAAUAUUGGCACUACGGGCGGGAAUCGGAUCACACCGGGUGGAGGAGCGGGAAUCGCAAAUGGUAUAAGUGCAUACUUUAAGUUUAACACAGUCAAGUCUUGCUCCUGGGCGUGGUCUGUUUCAUCUGCAAGACAAAUUUUGAUUUUCACGUAUGGUUUCAUCUGCAUGACAAACUCAACUUACUUGCGAAAUCAGAUCGCUUUGCGGCAUUGGACAUGGCGGCACGGGGGAUCGACGACCAGCCAAGCGUCUUGGAGAAAGGGGACAAGGCGUUCGAUUUUGUGGACGAUUUGAUGAAGAAGUAGAGGAAAGGAAAAAUUAGAAAAUAUUUCCGAUUGUGAACGUCGAGAAGUGCUAAAUUAAGUCGAUUGAAAUUGACAAACUUUUGCUGAUGUUGCUUCACCGCAUGUAUGAUAUCGUAAGCUAGCAUGAUCAGAUCCAGACCGCGACGAUACCGAUUCGUCUUUGAAGAGCAAGUAGGCCCAGACCACGCUCUUAAUAAAACCUGUUGCUGGAAGGAAAGACUGAAACACAUGGCAAAGACACUGCUGGAGCAGUGACUUCAUCGCGCGAUUUUUGUACGAAAAAAUUUGUUUUGUAAGAUUUGAAUUUGAUGAAGAUGACGAGGAGUGCUCCUAAACACGAGGGGGCGACAAGAUGUUGCAGUUCGGAA